AUGGCCUCUCACGUAGAGAAAUCCCAAAAGUUCCGUAUCGAGGCACUCCUCGCUCACGAUGUGGACCGGAGGCCGGACGGCGACGAGGCGAGCUACGCCGGGAGGAGUCCCGCCCGCAUCCCGCUCUCCCCUCGGCCUCCCAGCGCCCCACUGCAGGCCCAGCCGGGGAUGACGCCGAACGCCCCCGUCUACGACUUCUCCCAAGCGGGAUUCGCCGCGAUGCACGCCGGCGGGUUCUUCGGAAUGCACCCGAGGUCCGUGUACGCGCUGCCGCCAGCAUUUAUGUGUCCCGGCUUUCCGCAGCUGGUCCAGCCGUACCCGGGCCACCCGAAAGGGGGCAGCGUGGCCGAGGUGCACCCGCUGGAUCCCUGGAUCAGAGCCGGGAUGAUGUUCCCCAGGCUUGCAGAGUAUGGAGCACCAGCCCAAGCAGGUUUAUUGGGGAAGUGUCGGAAGCCCAGGACAGCGUUCACCAGCCAGCAGCUGUUGGAACUCGAAAACCAGUUCAAGCUCAACAAGUACCUGUCCAGACCCAAACGCUUCGAGGUGGCCACAUCACUCAUGCUCACAGAGACCCAGGUUAAGAUCUGGUUCCAGAACCGGCGAAUGAAGUGGAAGAGAAGCCGUAAAGCAAAGGAGCAAGCCAACCCGGCGUCCCCGCUGAGUGACGGUGAAAGGGCGGACAGUGUCCAGCUCCAAGCGGACUCUCCCACAUCCAGCCUGGAGGAUGAAGAUGAGCUAGAAGGCGAUGAAGAGGACAAGGAGCCAAGUGCACUGCCGGGUUCUCUUUGCUCCCUCUUGAGGCGCGCUGGAGGAGUCACGGGGAAUUAUAGCUCUUAUUUACAAGAGGAGCCGGAGGAGGGAAGUUCAAGAAGUGGGGUUUUCCCAUAG
This is a messenger RNA of Phycodurus eques (leafy seadragon), 888 nucleotides long. RefSeq names its product motor neuron and pancreas homeobox protein 1-like. The record is from RefSeq and is a predicted model, not a curated record. The coding region runs from base 1 to 888 and encodes 295 amino acids. Gene Ontology annotation, biological process: spinal cord motor neuron cell fate specification; neuron projection morphogenesis; central nervous system development. Gene Ontology annotation, molecular function: sequence-specific double-stranded DNA binding; DNA-binding transcription factor activity, RNA polymerase II-specific. The transcript has 3 exons. NCBI's taxonomy places the organism in Eukaryota, Metazoa, Chordata, Actinopteri, Syngnathiformes, Syngnathidae. Gene Ontology annotation, cellular component: nucleus.